Messenger RNA from Cladophialophora immunda, 4260 nucleotides. RefSeq lists its product as uncharacterized. Gene Ontology annotation, molecular function: protein binding. Bases 449 to 4012 code for a protein of 1187 amino acids. Gene Ontology annotation, cellular component: membrane. The record is from RefSeq and is a predicted model, not a curated record. Lineage: Eukaryota; Fungi; Ascomycota; Eurotiomycetes; Chaetothyriales; Herpotrichiellaceae. The transcript is spliced from 3 exons.
GUUGCUGGGAAGAAGAGAUAGACAAUUGCGAGAGAGCGAGCGAGGAAAAGAGAGCGACAAAGUCCAAGUUGGGCGUCGAGUCAAGGCGCCAACCGGUUCCCCUCCCUUGUACUUGAGUACUUGUGCUGCUGCUCUCGCGCGCACAACUCUCCUACUCCUCCUCCUCAGACUCUUCAGAAUCCUCCCGCCAACUCUCCUUUUUGCAGCGCUUGUUUCGUAUUUUGCUCUGGUCAUCUUUCAGGUCUUGCUCGGCAUCAGCAUUCCCCUUCUUCCGUUGUUUCUAAAUCCGUGGCCUGGGCCCGACCGCAGUUCAACCAUAUCAUCAUCAUCACCAUCCUCCUCCUCACAGGGCAGGCCCCACUCCCAGAUUGCGAGUCCUCUACCGGCACCGAGAUCGACAGCAGUAUAAUCUACGUUCUCCUCAAGAACCGCAAGUCCUCCUGAAGCCAUGAGUGCCUCUGGCCAACAUGGGAGGCCCGACGGCGAGAUGUUCCUCAAUCGCCCCAAUGACCGCGACUCCCCCACCAUUGUCGAGCCAUUGCGCAUUAAUAAAAGAACCUCAAGCGCCUCAUCAGGUGUACCCUCCAUUGCAGGCAAGCAAAGCCCUGCUCCCCAGCCGCCUCCUCAGUCUACGACCGUCUACCCCAUGCCGUCCCUCCCAUACCCGGACGAGCAGGCUCGCCAGCAAGCACAAGCCUCCCGAUCCAAUGGCUCUCCUGCGCCAUAUCCAUACCCGGAUGUGAGAAGAGUAACGUCUCCUGAACAGAGCGUGAGUGCAGGCAGCGGGACAAGACAACAGGCAAAGAGGACGACUUCAGGAGAUGGGCGUCCCGGGCAGACACUUGCUGAACGCCGUGGGACGGCACCAAAGCCUUUACCAGAGUCCCCGGGCCCGGAUGCGCCAGAUAAAGAAGGACUGUUCCAGCGCCCUCCUCAGCGUAGAGACGCUCCGAAUACGGCUCCCCUCCCGAGCCAGAAUGAGUCUCGUCAGCAGUAUUGGCCGCCGCCCUCCGAGUCUUCGUCUGCUGCCGCGGAUGCUUUGAGCAGAUUGAAGAUCAGGGACCCUACUUCGAUCAACCGAAUCAGUUCCACGGCUUCAACUUCCACCACCAGAGCACAGCGAGGAUCACCUCCUCCGCCAGAAACGCCUAUUGUUGGCCCGGGGGCUCGUCCGCAGACCGACAUCGAAGCCCGAUAUGCGGCAUCUGGCAUUGCGGGCACCGCAACGCUGAACAGCUUACAAGCCCAAAGCCUAGCGGCCCAGCAAAGAGCCUCCCAGUACAGCGCGCAGCCUCCACCCGCCCAAACACAGAGCAACGCUCCCCCGAGGCGACCUUGGACUCCCACCGAAGCCCCAGGUAGCUCGCAACACCCUGCUCCCACUGUGUAUCAAGGCAUGGAAGAAGCCCGCCCUUCAUCACCACCUGCUGCCGCCGUACCCACGCCUCGCUCAGCCACCGUUCAGUCUCCAACUCGGGCCCAGCACCCUGUCGAAACCGAGAUAUCCAGGCUCCAGCCGCAUGAGGAGCCACCUCCGGCAUACUCUCAGGUUCCUGGUGGCAGAACAUUGGCUGGGAAUGAGAAACAGAGAAGAAGUGUGGUCGGUGCCGCUGUGGCGCCAGCGACUUCAUCAGGAGUCGCGGCCGCAGUCGCUCAACAACCGGCCAGUUUCAUGCCAGGGACACAGGUUCCCAACCAAAUGGACCAUCCGGCGUUUGCGAACGACCCUAGGCAAGCGGUCCAGAGUCCACUGGCCCAUCCGACCAUGAACGGACAGAUACCGCAGGCUCAGCCCGUCAUGCCCCAGACGCCAUCCCAAAUUCCUCCCGCAUCUCCACCGCCGCUCCCAGAGGGCUGGAUAGCGCACUUGGACCCGAACUCGGGACAGUACUACUAUAUCCAUUUACCUACACAAUCCACUCAAUGGGAGUUCCCCAAAGGCCCGACCCCCCUCAACUUGAACGAAACCCCAUUGUCGCCGGUGGCCAGUAUAUACCAGAACCCACUAGCUUCACCUGGCUUAUCUUUCACUUCCAAACCGCUGGCGUCGCCGGGUCUUCCCAUGACUCCCGGAUAUGAUCAGCAAAGUGUUAUGGGUUUGCCCGGCCCAGCGGCCUUCACAGGUCCGCCUCCUAGCGCCGGCGUGGACCUGUACAAGGUGGUGGCUACGAAUGGUGUAUACUUUGGCCCUUAUCUGCGCUACGUCAAUAUGGAUAUAGAGCGAGGCAUUUGGUAUGGAUCUAUAAUGCUAGUCACGGACGCACCUCAGCCACCAACAAUACACAUCCAUCAGAGCGUCGACCUGUCUCCCAAUCCGCGCCAGUUAAAAGCCAACAAUAUCUCCUCUCAUCAGCGGUGGACAUUUUACAAGUACGACGUUGAUCUGCGUAUGGAAGAUUCUGGGGCGGCGAAGUGGACAUAUGCCAUCACUUCCCAUCUUGGUUGCACGAGAUACGAGUUUUUGGUGGCUGGCAAACACGAGACCAAUUGGCGCUUCGUUUGCACUUCCGCAAAUGACUUUUCGCUCAACGUAAGCGCCAACGAGCGCGCCAGACUGGGCGGAGUGGGUUUCAUGUGGAAGGACAUCAUGCAGAAACACGCCGAAUGUGGCGGGUUCCAUUGCCAGCUCGGCUUGGGCAGUCAGAUCAACGCCGACAGGCUGUGGAAGGAAAUCCCAUCGCUCAAACAGUGGCUGUCGACGAGCGGCAAAGAAAACCGAAAGAAUGCUGUCUGGACAGCUGCGCAUGAGGAAGACGUGACACAUGCAUAUUUUCAUUACUACACGAGUCAUUUUGAUCAGCCAUAUUUGCGUGAAGCUUUUGCCCAGAUACCCCAUAUCCUGACGAUUGACGAUCAUGACAUAUUUGACGGUUUUGGUUCUUACCCCGAAUACAUGCAAUUCAGCAACAUGUUCAAGAACAUUGGACGGAUCGGCAUUGAGAUGUACCUGCUGUUCCAGCAUCACACCACCCUAGAACUUCUUCGCAACGUGUCCGACGACAGAGAUCUAUUUACCAUUACAGGGACGGGAUGGCAUUUUGUCAAAUACCUUGGACCGGCGGUCGCCGUCGUCGGUCCCGAUACUCGAAGCGAACGGACGCUCCAUCAAGUCAUGGCAGGCCCAACCUACCAGGGGCUGUUCCCUAAGAUUGCAUUGCUCCCUCCGACCAUUCAACACUGUCUCCUGAUGAUUCCGGUCCCCCUGAUCUAUCCCAGGCUGGAUGCUGCAGAAUCGAUAGCACAGACCGUGGCUACCGGCAAGAAAGCGGUGACGGGCGCCUACAACGUGCUCGGCAAAGUGACAAGCUCCGUGGCGGGCGUGGUCGGAGCGAAAGGGGCGGUCGGGUCGGGCUUUGACUCGGUGAAACGUGCUGUCGGCAAAUCCGGGCUAAUGGGAGGUAUUCUGAGCCCCUUUGGCGACAUUGACGUUCUCGACGAGCUCAAGGACCAAUGGACCCACGAUUCAAAGGAUCUGGAGCGGACGUACUUUAUCCGCACACUCCAGGGCAUCUCGCAUCAGCGAUCGAUUCGCAUGACAUUUGUGUCGGGAGCGGUCAACACGUGUGGCGCAGGACUCGUCCAUGAUCCAUCUCACCCAUCAGAUCACAAGACCAUGUACCAGAUCAUCUCAUCGCCGGUCGUGAACACCCCCCCUCACGGCUAUGUCAUGAAACUGCUCAACAACAACAAACCCCUCUACAUCCCGGCGAAUGGGCAGCGGUCAACCCCAUCACAGCCGACCGACACGAAAGAAGACAUGAUGGAGAUCUUCACGCACGACGUGACAGGACAACCCAUCAACAACCGGAAGCUGAUGGCGCGGCGAAACUAUGUGGCGAUUGUGGUGUACGAUCCUGAAGUUGUCAACGGCACGUUUGGCCAGACGGACAUGCACCGAGGAUCUGGCAAGCUGAGUCUGGCGGCCGACUUUUUGGUGCAGGGAGAAGGCGCAUAUGGAAGCGUGGUCAAAUACGGGCCUGUGGUGGUGCCGAGCCUGGAGUAUGGGCGUUGAGCUGUGAUAGAAGGGAGUAAUGAUGCAUGGCAAGCGAUUGUGAUCUUGCAGUAACGAAGAGAUGGACUAUGGCCCUUUGCUAAGCUAUCUGGACAUGAAGCCAUUGCAGUGAUGUGUUUUGAGCGUAUUCACGUCGGUUCUCCAAGUUGACUCUGAUUAUAUGCUGUCCCAAUAUACACAUGGAGUGUAUGUGUCGGUAUCCUACCCGCUAAGGUAGUUAUACUCCCUCCACGCACGUGCGCAUGUAC